Messenger RNA from Sorex fumeus (smoky shrew), 1149 nucleotides. It is a transcript of the gene TCEAL4, whose product is annotated as transcription elongation factor A like 4. NCBI's taxonomy places the organism in Eukaryota, Metazoa, Chordata, Mammalia, Eulipotyphla, Soricidae. The record is from RefSeq and is a predicted model, not a curated record. Bases 219 to 848 code for a protein of 209 amino acids. The transcript is spliced from 3 exons.
GCGAUAUCACGUGACUGGCGGGCGCAGAAGUGGGCACCGGUCCGGGUGCCCGCCCUCCGUCCCUGCAGUCGCCCCCCGAGCCCGUCCUAGGAGUUAAUUGUCGCUCCAGUUUCUUUCAGAUCUGCCUGUCUGCUGUUUUCAGCACACUGCUAGGCCAGAAAAGGGGAGCAACCUGUCCAGAAUCCCUGCAGGACUGGAAAAGGAGGAGAAAUCUCAACAUGGAAAAACUCUGCACUGAAAAUGGAGGAAAAUAUGAGAAUCAAGGAAAGAUGGAAAAUGAACCCCCUCAGGAUGCAGGAAAGCCAGACAUAGCUUCUGUUCUGGAAGACAAGGAGAAGUUAGAAAGUGAGAGAAAGACAGGAGAUGGGGAAAUGCAAAAAGACAAGGAAAAGUUAGAGAGUGAGAUAGAGCCAGAAAUCAAGGGAAAUCCAGAGAGUGGGGGAAAACCAAAACCAGAGAGCCAGGGAAAGCAAAAGAGCGAGGAAGACGGGGAUAGUGAGGGGAAUAAAGAAAAGCCAGACAGUGAAACAAAAGCUGCAGGAAAGCGUCCAGCUGAGGAUGAAGUACCCAGGAAAGCCAAAAGAAAAACCAACAAGGGGCUAGCUCAGUGCCUCAAGGAACAUAAAGAGGCUAUACAUGAUAUGCAUUUCAGCAAUGAGGAGAUGAUAAAAGAAUUUGAUGAGAUGGCUAGGGUGGAGGAUGAGGUAAAGAAAACCAGACAGAAAUUGGGUGGGUUUAUGUGGAUGCAAAAAAAUUUACAGGACCCCUUCCACCCAAGGGGCCCAAGGGAACUCAGGGGUGGCUGUAGGGCCCCACAAAGGGGCUUUGAAGACAUACCAUUUGUAUAGUGCCCCUGGCAGGCUUUAGCCAGGCCCUGGGCUAUAUAACCUUAUGCAGAUACUUUAGGUGUCACUCUGGUCUUCCAAUUAAAGCCAUUUAUGAUACUGUAGCAGAUUUUCAUCCUUUGCAUGAAAAAAUGUUUAUGGUGCAUUAUAAAAUUAAAAAGGAAACAGUUUGCAGAACCAUAUACAUGGCAUGAGUUAAUUUUUUUAAACUACAAAGAUAUUUUGAGAUCUGCAUAUGGAGAAAAUGCAUGGAAAAAGUUCUUGGUGCAUUAUAAAAUUAAAAAGGAAACAGUUUGCAGAACCA